Messenger RNA from Hirsutella rhossiliensis, 699 nucleotides. Its product is annotated as ser/Thr protein phosphatase. NCBI's taxonomy places the organism in Eukaryota, Fungi, Ascomycota, Sordariomycetes, Hypocreales, Ophiocordycipitaceae. The record is from RefSeq and is a predicted model, not a curated record. The transcript is spliced from 2 exons. Bases 1 to 699 code for a protein of 232 amino acids.
AUGGACUUGACGCCCAUCAGGGUGAUUGCUCACAUCCUGAGGCACCAUGGUGUCUCAAUGUGUGUCACUGGAGAGCUCGCCUUGAACUAUUACAACGUGCCGCGCGAUCUCGAGAUUUGUGUGCCCAAGUCAAGCUCUCUGGCAGCAGCUGGUCUUCUGUGCUCAACAGGCUUGUUUGAGCCAUGUCAACUAGACCAAGACUUCAACAAUUAUACAGAGUAUAAACGGGGUUUGCCACGCGUGCGGACCACCGGCUGGGCCAACCCUCCCCAAGCUGUCGUCAUUUUUGCAGCCUCGCUCUACGGACUGGACCCUAUUGACAAGGCCAUUAUACAGCCCGUUUCCGGCCGGACCAACCACAUAAGCAAAGAGAUAUCCCAUCUUCAGCGACAAGGCAUUACCGGCCUGCCCCUGCCUCGUCUAGCCGUAUUUCUCAAGGGCCUGGCCCAGAGAUACUUGGACUUAGGGGAUGAUAUGGCCAUGAUUGCCGUUGAGCAGCUUGUUGAUGGAAUGAACCUGGACGACGCUUGGGCACGGAGAAACCUGGCGGGCUUAAGCCCUGCACUAGUCGCCCUGGUCAUGAAGCAAAUCAGCAGCAAAGCCUCGAGAAUAGAUUACGUCUCGGAAAACAAAGUCACCUGCUUCAUCGGGGAUCAGAAGGAAGCGGAUGAUGUACGACUGAUUCCUGGGUUCGAAUGA